GUGACCACGGCCAAAAAGAUCAAGUACAGGGUCGAGCCAGAGGGCCCAGUCAACCAGAAAGCCUUCGAGGUCUGGUUCGACCUCGUCAAGGCUGCGCGCGAAGUGUUUCCCAAUGGCAGCAUAUCCAAACUGACGGGCAAGGAGGCAUGGCAGCGUCUUGCAGACGAUAAUGAGGAGUCCUGGAAGCUGGCGUCGGAGAAGUCCAGCUGGGUGGGGUCGCAGAAUAAGAAGUUCAGGAUCAUGAUGCGUGAUCUUCAGAGGGCGAUCGUCAAGAUCAACAGCAGGAGCCACAAACAGCACCCGGCGUGGGUGCAGCGCUUCGUCGACGACAUCAAGGGCGACGAGGACGAGGCCGUGGAUAGCCAGGCCGAGCCCGAGGAGCCCGCCGAGGAGCCCGCCGAGGACGACGAUGACAUCUCGGAGGAUGGCGACAUCAUGGACGACGACUCCGAGGACGGCGCCGUGAUGAAGAGGCCCUCGGCGAAGCUCACGUACGAGUACCAGUACGACCGCGAGCUGAAG
This is a messenger RNA of Prorocentrum cordatum, 522 nucleotides long. Lineage: Eukaryota; Dinophyceae; Prorocentrales; Prorocentraceae. The record is from the annotation of a GenBank genome assembly.